Molecule: messenger RNA, 1453 nt
Organism: Chenopodium quinoa (quinoa)
Lineage: Eukaryota; Viridiplantae; Streptophyta; Magnoliopsida; Caryophyllales; Amaranthaceae
Product: protein MRG1-like
Exons: 11
Coding region: 119-1084 (321 amino acids)
Biological process (GO): regulation of DNA-templated transcription; chromatin organization
Cellular component (GO): nucleus; histone acetyltransferase complex
Source: RefSeq, a predicted model, not a curated record
UGGUCCACAGUAUAAUCCAUAUUUUGACUGCGUAGUACGAGUAACACUAAGCGAAACAACAGCAGUUAAAACUUAAAAGGCGAGUGUUGGAGAGCGGGGAAAGCGAGGGAGGAGUAAGAUGGGAAGUUCCAACACCGGCGGCAAGGACGAUCCCGGCGUCAACGCCGCCGCAAGUGACACCUCUAACGGCGGUCUUGCGGAUCCUAAGCCUAGCCUUUACGCCGAAGGCGAGAAGGUCCUCGCUUAUCACGGUCCUCGCAUCUACGAAGCCAAGAUUCAAAAAGCCGAGAUCCGUAAAAAAGAAUGGCGUUAUUUUGUUCAUUACCUUGGUUGGAACAAAAAUUGGGAUGAAUGGGUUGGCAUGGAUCGCCUGAUGAAAAUUACGGAAGAAAAUAUCCAAAAGCAGCAGGCUUUGGAGAAGAAGCAAGGUGCUGACAAGCAUCAUAGAUCUGGACGUUCUGCACAGACAAAGCCAAAAGGUUCUACUGAUGCAAAAGUAGAUAAAGAAGACGUCAAGAGCAAUGUGGCAAAAGGGAAAAAGCGGAAGGGUGAUGAGAAGGAUAGUGCCUCUGCAGAGAAACUUGUAAAGAUCCAGAUUCCAUCACCAUUGAAGAAGCAAUUGGUUGAUGAUUGGGAAUUCGUUACACAAAAGGACAAGCUAGUUAAAUUGCCUCGCUCUCCAACUGUGGAUGAUGUAUUAAAGAAGUAUCUUGAAUACAGAACAAGAAAGGAUGGCACGAUUACUGAUUCAAUUGCAGAAAUUUUGAAUGGAUUACGCUGUUAUUUUGACAAAGCAUUGCCGUUGAUGCUUUUGUACAAAAAAGAAAGGCAGCAGUAUCAUGAGGCUGUAACUAAUAAUGCUUCCCCAUCGACUGUAUAUGGUGCAGAUCACCUACUGCGCCUAUUUGUCAAAUUGCCGGAGUUGUUAGCCUAUGUAAACAUGGAAGAGGAGACAAUGACUCGUUUGCAGCAAAAAUUAGUUGAUUUUCUCAGAUUUUUGCAGAAGAAUCAAAGCACCUUCUUUCUCUCUGUUUACGAUGGCUCUAGAGUUGCAGAAGGAACGACGAAGGGAAAAGAAAAUUGAGGCUGCCCUGUAUUCAUAUGGUUUGGCGCUCUUAAUUUUUGAGUGCCCUGAGUGUGGUAGAUCAGAAAGCACAAACAAAUUCUUCUAUUUUGCUAAUUAGGCAUAUCACCGCCUCAUUGUACCAAUUCCACAAACUCUCUUGUAUACAUGUAAUAGUAAGUUUUUCACUUAUCAAUUUCUCAGCUAGUUUUUGCCUGUCCUGGCAUUUUUGUUGAUGAAUGUACUUUGUAGAAUCGAAGGGAGCUCAUGACCUGUAAUUAUAAAUAGCUCCUUUGCGCAGUCAAAUCAGGAUAACAAACAUUAAUUGUGAUGUAAUAUGUACGAGUAUUGUUUUGUACUAAUCUGAAAAUCUGAAAUUUAUACGCCCUA